This is a messenger RNA of Diaporthe citri, 1641 nucleotides long. RefSeq lists its product as uncharacterized. Lineage: Eukaryota; Fungi; Ascomycota; Sordariomycetes; Diaporthales; Diaporthaceae. Gene Ontology annotation, molecular function: ATP-dependent protein folding chaperone; ATP binding; ATP hydrolysis activity. Gene Ontology annotation, biological process: protein folding. The record is from RefSeq and is a predicted model, not a curated record. The transcript is spliced from 4 exons. Gene Ontology annotation, cellular component: chaperonin-containing T-complex. Bases 1 to 1641 code for a protein of 546 amino acids.
AUGUCGGCGGCGCAGCUCCUUAACCCGAAGGCCGAGUCAAGACGGCGGGGCGAAGCUCUCAAGGUCAACAUCAGUGCCGGCGAGGGUCUGCAAGAUGUUCUCAAGUCUAACCUGGGCCCUCUGGGCACGAUAAAGAUGCUCGUCGAUGGCGCCGGCCAAAUCAAGCUCACCAAGGAUGGCAACGUCCUCCUCCGCGAGAUGCAAAUCCAGAACCCCACCGCCGUCAUGAUUGCCCGUGCUGCCACCGCUCAAGACGACAUCUGCGGCGACGGUACCACCUCGGUCGUCCUGCUCGUCGGCGAGCUGCUCAAGCAAGCCGACCGUUACAUCAGCGAGGGCCUGCACCCCCGGAUCAUCACCGAUGGUUUCGAGAUAGCCAAGACAGAAGCCCUGAAGUUCCUCGACUCGUUCAAGCUCUCCAAGGAGGUGGACCGCGAGCUGCUCCUGAAUGUGGCGCGGACGUCCCUGGCGACAAAGCUGAACGCUACGCUGGCAAACAAGUUGACGCCUGAUAUUGUCGACGCCGUCCUGGCCAUCUACGAAUCCGGUGCGAAGCCAGAUCUUCACAUGGUCGAGAUCAUGAAGAUGCAGCACCGCACAGCAAGCGACACGCAGCUGAUCAAGGGUCUGGCGCUGGACCACGGUGCACGACACCCAGACAUGCCUAAAAGGGUGGAGAACGCCUAUAUUCUGACGCUGAACGUCAGCUUGGAAUAUGAGAAGACCGAGAUUAACUCGAGCUUCUUCUACUCAAGCGCCGACCAGCGUGACAAGCUCGUCGAGUCCGAGCGCCGGUUCGUGGACGCCAAGCUGAAGAAGAUUGUGGAGCUGAAGAAGGAGGUGUGCGGAAACGACCCCAAGAAGAACUUCGUCAUAAUCAACCAAAAGGGUAUCGACCCUCUCUCGCUGGACGUCCUGGCAAAGAACGGUAUCCUGGCCCUUCGACGUGCCAAGAGGAGGAACAUGGAGAGGCUGCAACUCAUUUGCGGUGGUGUGUCACAGAACAGCGUCGACGACUUGUCACCCGACGUGCUGGGCUGGGCAGGCCAGGUCUACGAGCAGCAGCUGGGCGAGGAGAAGUACACUUUCAUCGAGGACGUCAAGGACCCCAAGUCAGUCACGCUACUGAUCAAGGGUCCCAACGCGCACACCAUCACACAGGUCACAGAUGCGGUCCGCGAUGGCCUGAGGAGCGUGUACAACAUGAUCGUCGACAAGAGCGUUGUGCCUGGCGGUGGUGCGUUCCAGGUUGCAUGCGCGGCCCACCUGAAGAGCGAUGCAUUCGCGAAGACCGUCAAGGGCAAGGCCAAGUGGGGUGUUGAGGCGUUCGCGGAUGCCCUGCUGAUCAUUCCCAAGACACUGGCGGCGAACGCCGGCCACGACGUUCAGGAUGCUUUGGCUUCCCUGCAAGACGAGCACCGCGACGGUGCGAUCGUCGGCUUGGACCUUUCUACUGGCGAGCCAAUGGACCCGACGCUCGAGGGUGUCUUUGACUCUUUCCGCGUGCUGAGGAAUUGCGUUGCGUCCAGCGCCGGUAUCGCCUCGAACCUGCUGCUCUGCGACGAGCUGCUGAAGGCUAGGCAAAUGGGACGCCAGGGUGGCCCUGGACCGGGCAUGGACGGACCUGGAGACAGCAUGUAA